Limulus polyphemus (Atlantic horseshoe crab) is the source of this 8902-nucleotide messenger RNA. Its product is annotated as peripheral plasma membrane protein CASK-like. Gene Ontology annotation, cellular component: cell-cell junction; plasma membrane. NCBI's taxonomy places the organism in Eukaryota, Metazoa, Arthropoda, Merostomata, Xiphosura, Limulidae. The transcript is spliced from 24 exons. Gene Ontology annotation, biological process: protein phosphorylation; regulation of neurotransmitter secretion. Gene Ontology annotation, molecular function: signaling receptor binding; protein kinase activity; ATP binding. The record is from RefSeq and is a predicted model, not a curated record. The coding region runs from base 396 to 3167 and encodes 923 amino acids.
UACAACGUGUAGAAAUGUUGUAACUCUAGUAUCUCGUAAAGCUAUCAUAAUUUAUCGUAUCGACAAGUUAUACCUUAUAAAUAUAUAAAGUUAAAUGAACGACUUUGCGAUAUGUUUUUGCGGUCCAUAAUACAGCAAAAAUGAUUUUAACAAAGCUCUGUUUUUAGUUGAUAUCGUUUAGAUGUCAUAUGCUAAGACUAAGUGUAACUUGUAAGAGUAAGAGUAAAAUUAAGAAAGUUUGGGUAUCUUGUAACCGCACGUUGUAGCAUACCGUAGCGCUUAAAAUUUUUGAUGCUUGGCUUCCAGAUAAGCCUGAAAACUGAGUAAAAUACUCCAUCGUCUUUGACUGUGUUAUUAUUAUUACUUAAAACGUUGACAACACACAAUAAAGAAAAAUGUCCGAUGACGAAAAAGGUUUAUUCUUCGUUGACGUCUAUGAUCUCUGUGAAGUUAUUGGAAGAGGGCCCUUCAGUGUUGUCCGUCGUUGUCUUCACAAGGUUACCGGUCAGCAGUUUGCCGUUAAGAUUAUUGAUGUAGCCAAACUGACGUCAUAUCCUGGUUUUAGUAUAACAGACUUGAAGAGAGAGGCCAGUAUUUGCCAUAUGUUGAAACAUCCUCAUAUUGUGGAACUCUUGGAAACAUAUAGUAGUGAAGGCAUUUUAUAUAUGGUUUUUGAAUACAUGGAAGGAACAGAUAUAUGCACAGAAAUUGUAAAACGUGCAACAGCGGGAUUUGUGUACAGUGAAGCAGUAGCCAGUCACUACAUGCGACAAAUUCUUGAUGCCCUCCAUUACUGCCACAACAAUAACAUUAUUCACAGAGAUAUUAAUACACAGUGUGUUCUACUUGCCACUAAAGAGAAUUCAGCUCCACUGAAAAUGGAUGGUUUUAGAGCUGCCAUACAACUGAAAGAAGAUAAUGUUAAUGAUGAUAAAAAUUCUAUGAAGUAUCCAAUGGGGAUGCAUCCAAAGGGCUGUGCAUAUAUAAGGUGUGAUGAAAAGGGAAGGAUUGGGACUCCUCAUUUUAUGGCACCAGAAGUCAUUCAGCAUUGUUUAUAUGGAAAGCCAGCAGACGUCUGGAGUUGUGGUGUACUCUUGUAUGUGCUACUAAGUGGAACACUUCCUUUUCUGGGGACCAAGGAAAACUUGUAUGAAUCCAUUUGUCAAGGACGUCUUAAUUUAGCUGGACGUCCAUGGGACCACGUGAGUGACUAUGCUAAAGACUUAGUUCAGAAAAUGCUGACUGUUGAUGCUAAGGAAAGAAUAACAGUAAAAGAAGCUUUAAACCACUUAUGGCUCAAGGAUAGAGAUCAUAGUGCUCCAAGAAUUCAUCUUCAGGAAACAGUAGAGGAACUAAGAAAGUUCAAUGCAAGAAGGAAACUAAAGGGGGCAGUAUUAGCAGCUGUUUCAAGCCCAAAAUGGACCAAUUUUUAUAUUGAACCACCACUUGAUGGCCUUUCUAAGCUUGGGGUCAGUGAUGAAGUUACAUCUGCUGGAGCUGUUUCAGCUGUGCUGGACAGUUUGGACAAUAUUCACUGUCUUACAGACUGUAGCAAACGUGAAAGAGAUUUUCUGCUCUCUGUCCUGGAAGACUCCCAACUGCAUGCUCUUCUUGAUCUAUAUGACAGAAUCAAUACCAAAUCUUAUUGUCCAAUAAAAUGUCCACCAACUGAUGCUCUAAACAGAGCAAAAGAGGUGUUUGAAUGUCUGAAUCAUUAUCCAAGUGGCAUGGUAAAUGAGGUUGAGGAACUACAAUCCAUAUUAUGCAACCACCACUUUAGGGCACUACUACAAGCACAUGAUGUUGUUGCUCAUGAGGUGUAUAGUGAAGAAGCUAUCCGAGUAACGCCACCUCCCAUCAUGCCUUUUCUAAAUGGAAACCAAGAAAUGGAACCACAAGGAGAACCACCAGUUGAAAAUGUUACACGAGUCAGGCUUGUGCAGUUCCAGAAAAACACAGAUGAACCCAUGGGAAUCACAUUAAAACUGGAUGAGAGAGGAAAGUGUAUUGUAGCACGAAUUAUGCAUGGAGGAAUGAUUCACAAACAAGCAACUCUUCAUGUGGGAGAUGAGAUUAAAGAAAUCAAUGGAGUGCCUGUAGCACAUCAGUCUAUAGAAGCACUGCAAAUUAUGAUGAAAGAAGCCUGUGGCAACGUGACAUUCAAGAUAGUUCCAAGCUAUCGCAAUGCUCCUCCCCCGUGUGAGUAUUUUCGGAUAAAUCCACCUCCAGUUCUAAUCUACGUUCGGGCUCAGUUUGACUACAAUCCUCUAGAAGAUGAUCUUAUACCCUGUGCCCAGGCAGGCAUAACCUUCAAGAUAGGAGACAUACUUCAAGUUAUUAGUAAGGACGACCACAACUGGUGGCAAGCCAAGAAGGAAGGCUUGGACAGCACAGCUGGACUCAUUCCAUCUCCAGAGCUUCAGGAAUGGAGAACAGCUUACAUGGCAAUGGAGAGGAGUAAGAAUUACCAAGUAAAUUGCUCAAUAUUUGGGAGGAAAAAGAAACACUAUAAAGACAAGUAUCUAGCAAAACAUAAUGCCAUUUUUGAUCAGCUAGAUUUAGUAACUUAUGAAGAAGUUGUUAAGCUUCCAGCUUUCAAACGCAAAACUUUGGUACUUUUAGGUGCUCAUGGUGUGGGUAGGAGACACAUUAAGAACACAUUGAUAGCCAAUCAUCCAAACAAAUAUGCAUAUCCCAUUCCACACACCACAAGACCUCCAAGAAAAGUUGAAGAAAAUGGAAAGAAUUAUUUCUUUGUUUCUAAUGAUGAAAUGAUGGCUGACAUUGCAGGUAAUGAAUACUUGGAGUAUGGCACCCAUGAUGAUGCAAUGUAUGGCACAAAGCUAGAAACAAUAAGAAGAAUUCAUCAGGAAGAAAAGAUAGCUAUCCUUGAUGUAGAACCACAGGCUUUAAAAAUCUUGAGAACAGCAGAAUACACACCUUAUGUAGUCUUCAUUGCAGCACCAUCUUUAUCUACAAUGACUGAUACUGAUGGAAGCUUGGAACGUCUUGCUAAAGAGAGUGAACUUCUUCGUCAGGCUUAUGGUCAUUUAUUUGACAUGACGAUAGUUAAUAACAACAUUGAUGAAACAAUAGAGACUUUGGAAAAAGCAAUAGAGAAUAUAAAUGUAACAUCUCAAUGGGUACCUGUCAGUUGGGUGUAUUAAAUAUAUUAUUACAUUAGUGGAUCCUGUCUAAUAGGUAUACCAACUUUGGGACUCUUCAUCGGAUGUACUAACUAUGGGACACCUCACUGAAUAUCUAUCCCUUAGAUGUACUGAUUAUUGGGCAUCUCACUAGAUGCCUGUCCAGUAGAUGUACUGAUUAUAGAACGCCUCACUAUAUGGCUGUCUAAAAGAUGUACUGAUUAUGGGACACUUCACUGGAUGCCUGUCCAGUAGAUGUACUGAUUAUAGAAUGCCUCACUAUAUGGCUGUCUAAAAGAUGUACUGAUUAUGGGACACUUCACUGGAUGCCUGUCCAGUAGAUGUACUGAUUAUAGAACGCCUCACUAUAUGGCUGUCUAAAAGAUGUACUGAUUAUGGGACAUUUCACUGGAUGCCUGUCCAGUAGAUGUAUUCAUUAUGGAACACUUUACUAUAUGGCUGUCUAAAAGAUGUACUGAUUAUGGGACAUCUCACUGGAUGACUGUUAUUUUGAUGUACCAUAUGAUUACAUAACAUCUCGGUCUUUCAGCUGGAUGUAUAGUUAUGUUACACCACAUUGGAUAGUUGUGUGUAUGUAAGCUGUACACUUCAACUGAUUAAGUUCACAAUACAUCAGUGGGUUUCUGUCAGGUAAAUGAACAGACAACCUAAUGAUCUUGCUCAUGUUCUAAAAACAUUAUCUUGCUUUAAGAACAGAUAUGAGGCAUUUCUUCUAUUGUUGCCAGAAGUUCCAAAUAUUUCUUAGCAUGGGAAAAUCGAACAAUUUUAGCUUUUUUUUUUUUAAUAUUAUUAUUAUUAUUAAAUUUUUCUCUCAUUCUGCAAUUGAAGCUUUCCAACUUAAAAAAUUUAUACUUCUCUAUUUCAUUAAUCUAACUUAUCUUUACUAGUAUACGUACCCAUGGUGCUUUUUAAAGUAGGGCUAUAUAGAAGCACAAACUGUUUUCAUACAAGAUUCGACUUUAUGGUUUUGGAUUGAUAAAAAGAUUUUCAUGUUUUAACUAAUGUUAGGUGUAAGAGAAAAAGUGUUUACAGAGUCUAGUUUCUAAAACAAAUGUAUGAAAUUGUUAUAGAAGACAUUGCUAGAAAAAAAGAAGACACCAUAUUAAUAAUUCCUAACUUGAAGUGUGUAGAAACACAUAUAUUAAACAAGAAACUUUCCAGCUUGAAAAAAAGAAGGGAAAAAGAAAACAGUGUGAAGUUAGUUUCUACCAGAGAUGAAUUGGUGAGAUUAUUUCAAUUGGUUAAAGAAAUACUUAUGACAAAGUUCUGGUGAUUGGAUAUCAGUCGUGUUGUGGUUUGUAACUUACAUGAUCCAAAGUUAUAUUUAUUUUUUGUAUUGUAUUAAACACUGAAAAACAUUUGAUUAUCAGAGAAGACUUCAGUUGCCACGUGUGGCUCAGCCUCCAUGACUAUUUUGUAAGUCAUUAGAUCCAAAAAUACUGGAAAGAAAUAUGUUGUAUACUCUGUAGUUAGUGCUAAUACCAUUUUGCAUGAAGUCUUUAUAGCCAAAGAGCACAAUGUACUGUUAGGUAUUGUAAUUACAACGUAAUGAAACAGUAACUUUGAAGGAUGGGCUGCAUUGUCUAGAGAAGGUUUAACAAAACGCCAUAACUUCUUUUGUUGUUAAACAACACAUCAACGAGUUUUAUUUCUCACAGCAGUUGUUCUUAUGUAACAUAGAAAAUUUUAGAAUUUAAGUAUAUGCGUAUAAGUUGCAUCUCAGAUUAGUGUUCUAAGAUUGUACACUUAAAGUACUCUUUAGUGAUGAGGUGGAUAUAUGUUUGUGAUAAAAACAUUUGGUUUUUGAAAUUAAAUCUGGCAGUGUUCUGAUGGGUGUUCUAAGAUUGCACAUUUUAGGUGCUCUGUAGCGAUGAGAUUGAUAAAUGUUUGUGAAGUGAUAAAAACAUUUGGUUUCUGAAAUUAAAUCUGACAGUGUUCAGAUGGAUGUUCAAAGAAUGCACACUUGAGGUGCUCUGUGGCGAUGAGAUAAAUAUAUGUUUGCCAUAAAGACAUUUAAUUUGUGAAAUUAAAUCUGGUAAUGUUUAUAUUGGACACUAUGGGCUAGUUCUGACAAAGACUGUUUUGGACAUUUAGUAUUUAUGAGUCAUUAAUGAUCUGGUAACAAAAAUCCCAUGUUUGUUAUUACUUGUGAUCUAUUUCCUCAUAGAGAUGAUGUCCAGCAUUGUAAUUUUGUUUGAGGCUAAUUUUAUCACAAAGACUAUCAGUUGAUAAAUGUUUUACUAGAUAAUACAAGGUUAUUAUUUUUUCAGUCAACAUAAUGUCCAGUGGGGUUAAUCCAACUUCUAAACAUGUCAUACUGUAUUUAUCUAUGUAUUGCUAAACAUAUAAAUCUGUUAUGUGCCAUUACACUGCUUUUCUAGAUUGCUAUCUACUGAUGAAUAUGUUAAACAUUUAGAAUGAGUUAUAUUUUGAUAAACAUGAUAAAACAAACAUCCCUUUAGAAACAUAGAGAACACUUAUAAGCAUUGUAUUUACACCAACACUAACAUAUCAAUGCCAGACAUGAACUGUCAGUAAGAAAAUCAAACAAAUAAUAACAUCAUGUCAAAUUAGAUAACUCUGUAGAGUGGACAAUAAGACCAGACCAAAUAAACAAAAUAAUUUGACAAUGGCUUGGAAUGAGAACAGUACUGAAAAAUAUAGAAAAGCAGAGAUUGAAAUGGUUCAGUCACUUGGAACAAUGAGUCAACAGAAGCACAUAACUUACAACUAACAGGAAACAGAGGAAAGCCAAGGAAGUAUUCAAUAUAUUGUGUCAAGAGAAACAGCUGAAAAUGUGAUUAACAACUGUUAAAAUGUUACACUUUGCCCUGCAAAAACAUUUGCAUCUACCAUGGUGCUAAUAGGCAUAAGUAAAGGAUGCAAGAAAGAAAGAAGACAUGAGAAAGGAGUAUUAUUUGUUGAUAAACAUAUCAUUUUAAGUUUUAUUUUGGUGAAAAGUUUUUCUUUUAUUUAUGGAUUACUUUAUUCUCAUAUAUAUAUACUUUCAAUAUAUUCAGUUUUACCAGAAGACUAGGCAUCUGUUAACUUUGUAUCUUACACCAACAACAGUGAAUAUGGGUAAUUGGCAGAAUGUGUAGUUAAUACACUGAAAACAUAUUAUACAAUUGUGAGGUAUUUAGGCUGUACACCUUAGGAACGUAAUACUUCAGUGGAAUGUCUAGAUAUUGUAAUUCAGAAAGGAAAAUAUAUUAAUGUGACAUGUAGCCAUAAACGACAUUUUCUAUACAUAGUAUAUCAGUAGAUAAUGUAGACAUUUCACCUAAUAUAUCAGUGAACCAUGUAACCAUGAUACUUCAGAUGCACAAUAUAUCAAUGGAACAUGUAUUCAUAACACUUCAGUUGCACAAUAUAUUAGUGGUAUAUGUAUUUAUAACACUUCAAAUACACAAUAUAUCUGUGAAAUGUAUAUCUACGACAUUUCAGAAGUGGUACAUAAACAGAAUAUCUGUGUAGUAAACCUGAGAAAACAUACAUUAGUGAAACAUAAGGGAAUUACAUUUUAUGAACAUUACAUCAGUGGAAUGUGUAUCUACGACAUUUCAGAAGUGGUACAUAAACAGAAUAUCUGUGUAGUAAACCUGAGAAAACAUACAUUAGUGAAACAUAAGGGAAUUGCAUUUUAUGAACAUUACAUCAGUGGAAUGUGUAGCUAUGACAUUUCAGAAGUGGUACAUAAACAGAAUAUCUGUGUAGUAAACCUGAGAAAACAUACAAAAAAUAAGGGAAUUGCAUUUUAUGAACAUUACAUCAGUGGAAUGUGUAUCUACGACAUUUCAGAAGUGGUACAUAAACAGAAUAUCUGUGUAGUAAACCUGAGAAAACAUACAUCAGUGGAAUGUGUAUGCAUGCAUUAAAUUUCCCAAAAGUUAUAUUUUCUUACUAACUUACUGCCAUAUAACAAUGGAUUAAAUUAAUUUUUUUUCAUGAUAAAUAGUCUUGCAAGGGGUUCAGAAGACAAGGAAAAACUGUGGUUGAAAUUAAUCAAGCUUCAUUCUUUACCUUUUGCUUUGUUUUGCAGGAGUACUGAUUUUAUAGUUAUAAGACAUGAUAAUACUUUACUGACAUACUAAAUUGCUUUAUGUAAACAAACAAGGUGAUCAUAUUGUUUAAGAAAGAGAAAAUAUUACUAUAUAACAAAUCAAUAGAAUAGUCAGUAAACAGAACAACAAUAUACAGAACAGAUAGUAUAGCUUGCCCGUGACAUGUUUUUAUUAUACAGUUAGUAAUAAAAAUGGCUAUCCUUAGAAAGUCUGGGACACCAACAUUUUGGCAUUUAUAGAAACAAGCAGAUCAGUCAGUUGUAAGUCUUUAAACUUAAUGGAUGUUAACUUCAUACAAUAGCUAAUGAAUAACAUAUGUUUUUAGAGCAUACAAGAAAUAAAUUUUCACCUAUAGUGAUAAAACUACCAACAUAUAGUUUUAAAACCUACAAGAAACAAGUCUAUCUCAGUAAUAACUAGGUUAUCUAUUUAUACUAUAAAGGAACAAAGCUAUGAGCAUGUAGUAGGUAAAAUUAUAGUCCUAUACAUUUACUGUUUACUACAUUUUUAAAGCUUUAAUUAACUGUAAUGUACUUGCUGAAUUGAGAACGUUAAUUUUGGGCCUCAGCUUAUAAAUGAACAAACUUUUUUUAUUCGGAGGCUCUAUUCAUCAUUGGCAAUGGCUAUGAUAUUAAACAAAUUGAAUUGGACAAAAAUGUCACACUUGCCUAGGCCUAAACCUUAAUGAAAUUCUACCAAACAUAACUGGGUCAGUAACCUGUGAAUGUAUACCUUUAUAAAUAAAUAAUGAGUCCACUUUUACUCUUGAAAGAUACAUAAAUUAACUUUUGUCAGUAACAAAUAGUUGAACCCGUUGUCUCAAAAUCCUUUUCAAAUAAAACAUUUUCUGUGACAUUUUCUUAUAUAGCUGAGUAAGUAAAGGAUGGGUCAACUGUUAAUCAUAAAAUCUGCAAGAAAUAAACUCAUGUUAGUAACUAAUGGUUAUAUACUAAGAGUCAAAAAAUGAUGUGUCUACUUUUAAUCUUAAAAAAUGGCAGAAAUAAACCCAUGUCAGUAAAUAAUGGUUAUAAAACUCAGCAAUGUUGGGUCAGCUUUUAGUCAUAAAAGCAUGCAGAAAAUAAAAUUGUCAGUAACAAAUAGUUAUAUAAUUAUACAACUGUGUAAGCAAAUGUUGAGUCAGUUUUUAGUUAUUUAUAUACAGGAACUAAACCUGUCUCAAUAAGAAGUAGGUAAAUGUGUAGUUCGAAACUUAUAAGGCAUAAAUUUGUAUUAUAAAAAAAAGGUGAUUGGAGUCUUAAAGUAUAUAGGAAAAUAAACCUGUGUCAGUAAUUAAUAGAUCUGCUUGUGUUCUGAUCUAAACGUUUCAGAAUAGCUGUUGUAAAAUCUAAUCAACUCAUUUCUUUCAUUUACUGCAAUCAUUGUUUUAUACAUAUAAGAUUCCAACUUUGUACUUAUUGAUUCCAAACUUUUCAAAAAACAUUUUUGGGUAUUUUUUGUUAGCUAAAGUGAAUUAUGUUGAAGGUAAAAAAGAAAUUGGAGAUGUGCUUAGGAAUUAAUGGUUUACAAAACAUUUACGUUCUUAAUAACUGCACAAUAGAAAAGAAAGUAAAUUGAUGAAAAGCUAUUAACCUGUAUAUGACUACAUAUUUUUUAGCAGUUGAAAUAAUUUAUUGUGAUAUCAAUGUGGAACAAAUAAAACAUCACAUUAAA